Messenger RNA from Mercurialis annua (annual mercury), 719 nucleotides. RefSeq names its product leucine-rich repeat protein 1-like. Bases 33 to 497 code for a protein of 154 amino acids. The transcript has 5 exons. Lineage: Eukaryota; Viridiplantae; Streptophyta; Magnoliopsida; Malpighiales; Euphorbiaceae. Gene Ontology annotation, molecular function: protein binding. The record is from RefSeq and is a predicted model, not a curated record.
CUCAUUCAUUCAUUCAAUUUGAGUAGACAAAAAUGACAUCAAAUAUGAGUUAUAUGAUAAUGUUGUGUGUUGCAGUAAUUCUGACAUUAGUUCCAGCAGGGUAUGGAAAUGCUGAAUCAGAUGCAUUGCUGGUCCUGAAGGGUAGCCUCACAGAUCCUAAUGGUCUCCUAAAUAAUUGGGAUCCAUCCUCAUUGGAUCCAUGCCUUUGGUUUCAUGUCACCUGCAAUGCCCAGAAGCAAGUUACUCAAUUACUCUUGCCGGGAGCAAAUCUGGGCGGUCGUCUCGUACCCAAUCUUCAAGCGCUACAAAACUUGGAUACAUUGGUAAUCUUUAACAACCGAUUGACUGGACCCAUACCCGCUGAAAUUGCUACAAUUCCAACCCUCCGUGCUGUGGAUUUCUCAAACAAUGAUUUUUGUGGAAGUAUAUCUCCAGGAUUUGACCGCCUUCUUAUUAAAAGGUUUGAUAAUAAUCCUCGACUUGGACGCCCAUGCUAAGCUUGGCCAUGGAGAUCGAAUAAAGAAAUAUAAAAGAUACGACCUUCCGGUUCGUUAGAACAAGUUGAAGAUAAUCUUAUUCACUAUAAUAAUACUAUUUUUACCUUAGCUCAUAAUAAGAUCAAUAUAAAUUUUGUAUUUAAUUAAAUAUUACGUGUUGCCAAUUUUUAUGUUAAAUUUUCUAUGUAAGCUUUAUUGGAAUAUAUUUAUAUACUUUUUUGA